Sparassis crispa is the source of this 252-nucleotide messenger RNA. RefSeq lists its product as hypothetical. NCBI's taxonomy places the organism in Eukaryota, Fungi, Basidiomycota, Agaricomycetes, Polyporales, Sparassidaceae. The coding region runs from base 1 to 252 and encodes 83 amino acids. The transcript has 2 exons. The record is from RefSeq and is a predicted model, not a curated record.
AUGAUGGGCCGCAUCAAUCCGAAGUCUAAGCCUCAAGAAGCACCUGCGCUCGGACUUAUCCCCCCGUCUUACUAUCAUGUUGCUCCUCUCACUCUACCGUCGUCUCUGCAGUCGUUGAUCCCCCGAUCGGGCGCCACCAAUGCAUGUGCAGAAGACGAGUGCACCGAUGGCACUGAUUUCAAGCUCAAUAGCGUCAUCAAAUUCCAAGUAUCACGCUCUCCACGCCUCUCAAUGCGGGACCGACUCGGAUGA